Molecule: messenger RNA, 1828 nt
Organism: Aspergillus versicolor CBS 583.65
Lineage: Eukaryota; Fungi; Ascomycota; Eurotiomycetes; Eurotiales; Aspergillaceae
Exons: 6
Coding region: 7-1710 (567 amino acids)
Molecular function (GO): catalytic activity
Source: RefSeq, a predicted model, not a curated record
GAAACAAUGGCCGUCGAAAGUUAUUCUGUUCCCAAGGCAGCCGAAUCGCUCCUGCUUGAGGGCAUACUGCAGAAUCCUCUCCUGUGCCAUAACAUUCCCCCAAACGCUGCUGCCCUUGCACAGCAUACGAAGUUCUCUGGAAACGACAAGCCCAGCGUGCCUAUUAAUUGGAGAUUCGCCGAAAGCAUUUCCGCGCUCAAAGGCCUGGAGUCUCUUUGGUUAAAUGCACUUCUAAAGGCCAAGUAUGGACAUGACCCUGUGCAGGUCGGCAUCGAUACAGACCACGCUACCCUGUUCUUUAUGUCUUGCUUGAUUAUAGAUGUUGUGGGUAAAGAUGGGAAACCUGACAAUCCAAACCUUGCUCCCAUGCAGCGCGCCCUGUCUGUCUUUCCCAUGAACUGGGGAGAGAGCCGCGUGUAUCGGGGAGCGGCGACAAACAUAUACAAGACCAAGGACGAUCGCUUCUACCAUGUCCAUGGGAGCAUGAACGCGGUCCCAUCCUUGACAGCUCUGGACCUCCCACUGACGGCAGACUACACCAGCGAGGCUGAUGCCAGUCGCUAUAUUCAAGAUCGCGUCGCCCAGUUCGACUCCAAGGAGCUGGAUACAUUGAUGAACGAGAAGUAUCGCCAAGCAGGGACCAUCUGCUACAGCACAGAGGAGUUUAAAUAUAGCGAACAUGGUAAACAGAACUCGCAAGCUGGCCUAUACGAGCUCCGUCAUGUUCCGAAAGCAAACCAAAAGCCAACCUGGUGGAAGGAUUCGGCAGACACCGGUGUCGCUCGCCCGCUGGCGGGGUUGAAAGUUAUUGACCUGACUCGAGUCAUUGCUGGACCAUCUAUAACAAGAGGCUUAGCAGAGCUUGGUGCCAGUGUGCUCAGAGUAACAGGGCCCGAUAUUGUCGAUCUGGUUCCACUCCAUGGAGACCUCAACUGGGGAAAAUGGAACUGCUCCAUUGAUCUCAAGUCUCCAGAAGGAAAGAAAACAUUGCAGGAUCUCAUCUACGAAGCAGACGUUGUAAUGGACGGGUAUCGGCCUGGAGUAAUGGAGCGGCUUGGUUUUGGGAGAGAGGCAGUUCUGGACCUCGUCAAGGAUCGACCGUACGGUCUUGUCUACGCUCGCGAGAAUUGCUAUGGUUGGCACAGCCCAUGGCAGCACCGCAGUGGCUGGCAGCAGAUCAGCGAUGCAGUCUGCGGUGUUUCUCUUGGAUACGGCAGGGCUAUGGGACUCGAUGAAGCAGUUACCCCCGUCUUCCCAAAUUCUGACUUCUGCACUGGGGUUAUCGGGGUUUGCGGCAUCCUGAAUGGCCUGAUCGAACGAGGCCAAAAGGGAGGAUCAGUAUAUGUCGACAUCGCGUUGAAUUACUACUCCCAGUGGCUGGUUAAUUCAGUCGGGGUCUACCCACCCGCCGUAUGGGAGGAAGUAUGGAACAAGCAUCAAAACCUGACAUUUCGACACAUCCAAGGGAUGACGACCAUGCUCCCCGCUAUGUUGAAGUCGCUGGCACAGAACAGUGGCAAUGUGCUAUUCCGGCCCGAGUUCUUUGAGACUCGUCACUCUGGUGCUGUCGAUCGCUACUUUAAGGCAGUCAGACCGAUCCUGGACUUCCCUGGCAAGGAGGUCAAUCUUUGCUAUAAUGUUGGGACUCGAACAAAUGGUCGCGACGCAGCCAGGUGGCCAGACGACCUGCGUACUGAGGUUAUUGUGUGACAAUUUCAAGCCUCUGCAUCGCUUUCUCCAGGCCGUUAGAUUGCAGAUCACAUCCCGCCAGUAGAUUAUCUAUCUAUAAUUGAAUGGUAUCGAUUAUGGCUUCUGGCUCACUGUAUUG